Molecule: messenger RNA, 2557 nt
Organism: Stegostoma tigrinum
Lineage: Eukaryota; Metazoa; Chordata; Chondrichthyes; Orectolobiformes; Stegostomatidae
Gene: fancl
Product: FA complementation group L
Exons: 15
Coding region: 345-1466 (373 amino acids)
Biological process (GO): interstrand cross-link repair; protein monoubiquitination
Cellular component (GO): Fanconi anaemia nuclear complex; nucleus
Molecular function (GO): ubiquitin protein ligase activity
Source: RefSeq, a predicted model, not a curated record
GAGAACUACUAGCUGCAUAGAAAUGAGGACAGUUGAGCUAUUUUUGGGAUACAAAAGCAUGGCAGUAAACUGCUUAGUGAGGCUCUGAUCUUCCCAUUUAAACUCCCAGGAGAAAACUGGGAGGAAAGAUUCUUGACUAGAGGUGUAUAUUUUGUCAUUUUUGCAUUGUUUUUCCAACUUUAUUACCAUUGUCCAAGCCACUCAAGGGAGCAGAAAAUUCUGCCCUUUUUUAGCUUAGUAGUGUUGGAACAAUCCCAUUGCCAUGCCAGCAGAGAAGGUUGGAGUUUCAUAGAACAAUUCCUACGGGUGGACACGAGUAGACGUCUCUAUAUUUUUGAUAAGCCAUGGCAGAGUGUAAUGGUUUGAUCAAUGAGUGUCCACUUCUGAUACCUCAGAACAAACAGAAGACCGUGUUCGAUGGCUUCAUUACAGUUAAGGACAAGGAGUUUCGUAUAAGAAUACUGUUACCAGAACAGAAAUGUUUGAGAAAUGCAAGACUUCAGUGCAGCUGGCAGUUAAAACAAAUCUUGCGUGGAUACCAGCAUGUAGUAAAGCAGAGACUGCAACACAGCUCUGACCUGAUCAGUUUCAUGUUGGAGUUCAAGACUGUUUUGGAAAUUGCAUUAAGGAACAGAAAUGACCUGUCAGCUCCUCCUCCUCCACAGUAUUAUGCACAGCUUAUUAAAGAGAUUGAAAGUUUGGGUUGGGAUAAACUUGCUUGUAUGGACGCAGAGUUCAGAACCAUUAAGCUGAAGGCUGAGGAUUCUGCAGGUCGAGAGCAUAUGAUCACAAUUAAAUUAAAAUCAAAGUACCCAGCUGAACCACCUGAUUGUUCCACGGAUUUUCCUGUUCCAUUUGUGAUUUCUUGGACACAACAGAGCUGCUUAGUACACCUUCACAGUCAGUUUCUGGCAGCAUUGGAGUCACUGCAGGAAUUCUGGGAUGUUAUGGAUGAGAUUGAUGAGAAAACCUGGGUACUGGAACCAGAAAAGCCAGCACGUGCAAUCCCAACACGCAGAAUUGCCAUCGGUAACAAUGUUUCAAUAAAUGUGGAGGUAGAUCCUAGGCAUCCUAAAAUGUUGCCUGAAUGCUGCUUCCUUGGUGCUGAUCAUGUGGUAACUCCAUUGAGAAAUAAGCUGAACACCAACAUGCAUCUUUGGUCUCCAGAGUGCACCGUGCUGGAAAAUCUAAAGAAUAUGUUGGAGGUAGACUUUCCAUCCCCAGACGCCCAUGAGAAGUCUAGUUUCAGUGUGGAAUGUGGAAUCUGUUAUGCAUAUCGUCUGGCUUCAUCCAUACCAGAUCAAGUAUGUGAUGAUCCACGCUGUGGUCAGCCGUUCCAUCAAGAAUGCCUUUAUGAAUGGUUACGGGGGCUGCCUUACUCAAGACAGAGCUUUAACGUCAUCUUUGGUGAAUGUCCUUAUUGCAAUAAGCCAAUUACUGUAAAGAUGACUAUCAAGAAAUCCUAACCACGGAAGAGUGAAGAUUCCUCAUAUCGAUAUUUGUAAACAAGAUGUCUAGUUUCUAAGAAAUUGACACACAAUGUACAUUAGGAUGAUUAACCUUGUAUUAUCUGAUGGUUUACAAACUUGACUUGGUGAACACUGAUCGCAAACACUAAUUUGCCAUAACUGCAAAUAGUCAUAAAUUCUUGUGAUGAAAAGAAUCUCAAAGCCCAUGUAACAAAAGCUGAAUCAGAUUUAUUGUCGCCAUAAGUAAACUGAUUGUCUGAGUAUAAUAUUGAGUAUAGUAUUUUUAUUAUAAUAAAAGUAUAAUAUUUUUAAACUGCUUAAUGUUGCUAAAUUUAGUUUGUUUAUGCAAUAGUUUUAUGCAAAGUGGCAGUUAAACCAUCUGCAAAGUUAACUUGUUACAUGGCACAGAAAGAGUGACAGCAAUAAGUUGUACAGUACUUAAAAAAACAAGAUUACUAGGAUUAUUGAUACUACCAAGACAAGAACUGCAGAACCAUAUUGUAAGAUAUCUGAUUUUACUUGGAUUUGAUUCUCGAACUUGACAGAAGGUAUUGUUGGGCCAAUCGCUCUACUUUCCUUCUGAACACUCCCCAUGACCACUGGUUUACUGUAUGUGAGCUGAGGACCUAUUGGAAGUUCAGUUGGACCAAUUAUUCGUGCUUUGUUCUGAACAGUCAUUGUGACUUCUGGUUUUCUAACCUUGGCCUGAGGUGCUGUUGAAGAUUCAAUUGAGCCAGUUAUUACUAAUUUGUUUUGUACGAUCAUUUUGACCUCUGCUUUUUUGUCCCUCAGGCUCAAUGGUGCUGGAUGUUCAACAUUUUGCAACAUGCUGCUUUUCUCUUUAGUCGAUUUUGGUUCAGGUGGAGUUUGUCUUCUUGUUUGUCUUGUUACAGCUGCCUGGAAAAGAAAUUUAUAAUACACAUUAAAAUGAUGAAAAAACAAUGUAAAAUAAUAGAUGUCAUUGAAAAUUAUACUAGGGAAUUAACGAAUUUGGUUGUGCUCUUGGGACUAUUAAUAAAUAGAAAAUGUUGUUGUAACUUCUUCACAUUGUAUCUAAAGUUAUUUGAGAACAUUGUAUUUCCACAUGC